This is a messenger RNA of Mercenaria mercenaria, 4718 nucleotides long. RefSeq names its product myosin, essential light chain, adductor muscle-like. NCBI's taxonomy places the organism in Eukaryota, Metazoa, Mollusca, Bivalvia, Venerida, Veneridae. The transcript has 5 exons. The coding region runs from base 195 to 680 and encodes 161 amino acids. Gene Ontology annotation, molecular function: calcium ion binding. The record is from RefSeq and is a predicted model, not a curated record. Gene Ontology annotation, cellular component: muscle myosin complex.
UAUCCGUCUGCUUUGAAAAGGAACGCGCCUUCUCGGAUCAUUGAAAUCAUUGCGUGAAGGAAGUCUAUAAAAUUCCUGAGAUCAAACUUUUGAGUGCAAGAUUGCAUUCAAACACAGGAUUAGGAACGGAACAUAACCAGAAUUUAAAUCAGAUUUUUUAAAAAUUUGAGAGACUUUGAUUUAUAAAAGCAGAAAUGGCAGAGCAGUUGGGUGGUGGAUUAGACAUUGAAGAUGUUCGGGAGGUGUUUGAUCUUUUCGAUUUCUGGGAUGGUCGGGAUGGGCUUAUUGGCGCGGAGAAGGUCGGCGACUUAUUGAGAUGUCUAGGAUUGAACCCAACUGUUGCUAUUGUAAAGAAACAUGGAGGGACCGACAAGCCAGGUGAAAAACAGUUCAGUUUCGAAGAGUUCCUUCCAAUUGUAAAGUCUAUUCUUAAGAUUGAAGAUACUGGUACCUACGCAGAAUUCUGUGAAGCAUUUAAAUCUUUCGACAGAGAAGGCAUGGGCUUUAUCACCGCAGGAGAAAUGAAUUAUAUGUUGUCUGCAAUGGGUGAACGAUUAACUGAUGCCGAGACAGACGCCAUCAUGACUGAUACAGACACGCAGCCAGAUAUAGAUGGAAAUCUUAAAUAUGAAGAUUUCAUCAAGAAAGUUUUGAAAGGACACGAAUGGGCGAAAAAAUAAACUACAUCGUCAUUUGCUUCGUGGAUUCGAUUUGUACGCUAGACGUCAACAUAUUUGUGUCUCCUGUAUGGAAGUGUUCAAUUCACUGUACAUUUGUCGCUUAACACAGAAAAGGAUUUUGUUGCAAACCGAUACUUUUGACGUUUAGUUUUUGUUCACAUCAAAAAUAUUGAAUAACAUUUUGAUUUUACUCUUUCCGAGAGUAAUGUUUUAUGAAAAUGUAGAAAUUCAAAAUAUGUAUCCUUAUUGCCGUAUAACUAUUAUACUGUGACACUUCCAGUUUUCAAGAUAUCUGCAUUAAUAGUUCUCAGCUGUAACACUCUUUUAUACAUUAUUAUUCUGGAAUUCCAUAAGAUAUUUACGUAAAGGUAACGUUUUUUAGCAGGACUUCUGUUUAGGAACGCGAUAUCUGGCUAUUGUAUUUCAAACCUUUUGUCAAUUUUGUGUAUAUAUUAUCCUAUUAUAUUAUGGAUAACAUUAUGAUAUAUUAGUACAUACAAAAUUAUAUAUCAGACGUUACGUUCUAAGAUAUAUUUCUGAUAGUUUAUGCUAAUAUCAUUUGUUGUCUUUGUAACAUAUUCUUCUCAUGAUAUUGUAAGGCAUACAUCCUGUCAUUGCGUUUUUAUUUAUUUUAGCAUUAAUUUGUCUCAAAGACUUUCAUCGAGACCAUCAAACACCGAUGAAUACAUUGUACCGAGAACAAUACGCAUUAAGAAUUACAUACCAUUAUUGUUGCAAGUCGACAUAGGAUCUUCUGUGACGUGUUAUUUCAUAAAGAUAAUGGCGUUUUGCAGUCUUUUGCCCACUUGAUUCAAAUAAGCAUAAUAUAUCAGUACUAGAGUGGGAAAAUACACAACGAUUUAGGCAUUUUAAAACUGAAGAUCAAAUAUUCCUCCGACUUAUCUACUUGUCUUAUUUCACUCAUUCUCAGUACUACAAAUGAGUUCAGUAUAUAGUUUUAAGAAAAAGAAAACAAAGAUCAUUUUUAACUUAUGUCACAUGACACCAUUUUGCUAAAUACUGCCGUUUCUUGAUGAUACAUCGUCUUAUGCUAGAUGGUUGUAAUGAAGUAACAUUCAUAGCUGUCGUUAGUAUCGCAGUCAUAGAAAAGGCAAAGCUGAUAUUGUAUAAAUCUGUUCAGACAUAUCUUAGUGCUCAAGUAUGGUGCUGCAUUUUGUAUAAAGGUCCUCAUAACCAUGUAGUUGUUACACGUCAUAAUAUGCGUAUCUGUUUGUAAAAAUUUAAUUGCAAAAUAGAGUAUAGUAACGUAUUUUGUCGCUUACAUAACCCUUAUAUAUGAUGCAUUAGCCACAGCUGGCUCUCCUUUACGAGUAACAUAUGAUCUCAAGGCGCCAGGUGCAUAAAUGUAGCAGACAACAGAGUACAUGACAAGUAGGUAAUAUGUAAUCAUCACUUCUUAACAAAAUCCUUAAGGCAUACUAUUUACCAAUGCCGAUAUCGAUCUUUCCUAGAUUACCGCUAAACUCUCCUAAACCUUAAUAAUACUUUCUUUGAUUAUAUUUAGAAUUUAGAGAUAAAAGAAACAAAACCAGCUUUUUACAGUGGUUAACAACCCUGCAUUAUAAAGAUGUUAACCAAAAUCUCGAAACUCGCUUAUCCUUUUCCGAUGCAAAUAAGAUCAUUUGUCAACAAUCUCUUCAUCCAACCAAAAUGUUUUUAUUCUAAUACAUAUAAAACCUUGAGUGAAAUCUGUCCAUCUGUGCUUUUCAAACUAUAACCAAAUUGCAAGCAACAACCCUUUAGAUUUUACUUAACGUCCCAUUAUCCUUUAGACGUUGUUUAUUCUAAAGCUUUAUUUUUAAAUCUUGAACAAAAUUUCUUUACUUUAUUAUUUACCUCGUUAAGUUCCUACUUUAAGUUUAGACUACCAUAUAAUAGUAGUCUGCCCCAACAUCUUUGUAUCAACAAAAUGCCACUAAAGUCGAACUACGGCAGAUAAUUGUUGUAACAAAGUAACCCAACUAUUCUUUUUAAUAUAAAGUAACAGAUAUACAUGCGGCAAGUCACCCUCAUUUGGAGUAAACGACAUUUUUAUACAUUAUUGCACACAGGCUUUACCUCAGUGAAUGAUUUUAUGUGUGGAGAUUUACAUUUUCGUAGGCAGGUACUAACCUAAGAACUAUGACUUUAAGAUGAACUUGUAAUUCUUGCAGGCACAGCUUAUCGAUGUGAUUGCAUUUAUAUUCUUGAAGGUUGAGCUUAUCGGAGUGGAUACUGGUGAAGUUGAAAAUUAUUGCACUUUGCAGGUUAAGCCUAUUGAAGUGCUUGCCUUGGAAGAUGAACAUUUUCAUUUUUGCAGGUUUAGCUUAUCAAAAUGAUUGCGGUUAAACAUAUCAAGGUGAUUGCAAUUGAUGGCAAACAUUUACAUUCUUGCAGGCUGAACUUACCUAAUUGUUACGUGUUUUACUAAAUGAUUGACAAUACAGAUAAAUGUUUAGCAGUUAAUGAAGUACUUCCGUGUUUCUUCAUACUUAAUCAUUCAUUAUCGUUCAUAUGAAAUAGUUUUUCCAGCAUGAUCAACCUUUUAUUUUUUUUCCAUAUAAAAUGGACUACUGGAAUGUUCUAUUUGUCAAACAAUUUCAAAGGUGUCAACAUAAAUUAUGUUGCAAGUACUAGCAUUGUGUAAAUAAGUUGGAUUGUAAUACAUUUCAAUUAUAAAUGAGCUAAACUUUCAAAAGAACUAAAACAUAAUUUAUGAAUACCUUAGGAGACCACCCUGAACUAACUUACCAUAUCUAAAAUUGUAUUCAAACAACUGUCUGUUUGACAGAUAUCUUAACCUAAAACCUGUGUGCUGGGAUUGUUAUAUUUUUUGUUGUAGCCCACAUAUAUCACUUACCAUACGUCCUACCUACCAAUUAUAAAUAUAAACUAACAUUUUCUCGUCUAACUAUUAAACCAACACUUACACUUGAUUUUCUUUAGAACGUGUUAUUGUUUGCCCUUCUGUUUUGGAUUUGAACCCUUUGUUAGCAUGAUUACGAAGAAUUUUCAAAUUCGUCUCCACCUUGGAUUGUUUAUACCGUUUUGAAGUAUAACCCAAUGCCCAUUUUCAUAUAACAUACUUCUACUUCUGUUCACACUCUACAUUAUGUAAGUAAGUUUCAUUACAAGUAAACAUUCAUAUUGAUAUUUAUAAAUAUAUUUACACUUUGGAAGGAUUUAAAACUACUAACUAUAGCCGUUGUCUUAUUUAUUGGUUUGCUUUAUUACAGUGACUAUUCCUCAUUGUUUUUAUACUGAAACGCAAACAGGUCGUGAGCUGACUGUAAAUACAUUAACUUGGCUUGAGUCCUCCAUCUACAUGAACCCUCUGUCUGGCUUUGUCUGACUUUUUCCUCGAAACACCUUUCCUGAAAUUCUUUUCCUCUGCUUGAUUUUAUCAAAUUACUAUAUCGGCGCUCAGUAAUGUACGUUCUUGCUUGCCUUUUUAAUAUAAAAAUCCCAAAAGUAUAUUUGAUAUUGAUGUAGAACGUUUUCAAAAGAAAACAGAGAUAUUUUGUUACUGCAUUAUAGCAAUCUAGCAGCCACGAUCUUCACAAUAAUGGUAUGUAAGUAAGACGAGUUGACGUCAGUCGUACUAAAGUGUAGAAAUAUUGGGGUUUUAAACUCAAACAGUCCGAUAUCAUACUGAUGUACAAAAGUUGCGUAUGUUUAAACUUAGUAUGCUGCAAAACACUCAUUGUAGUAAAUAAUCAUUGUGAAAUGCUGUGUUGGUACUGUUGCUUAUUUUAUGAUAUCGUAUAAAUUCUGUUUACAACAACAAUCAUCAGAGACGUUUUUCACAUAUUUAUAACUAUACAUUUUGUACAUGUUUGUUAUCAAAAUUGGAUUUUUGAUCGGGGCUUUUUGUUUAGAUGCUCAUAUAUACAUGUAUAUAUUCAAGCAAUCGUUUGGGAAUCUUGAUUGCAUUUACUUUUUCAAGUUUGUCUUUUAUAGAUAUAGCAGCAAAAUGUAGAAUAUUUAUACAAUAAUUGUAAGACGUUAUGCAGAAUAAAAAGUAAAUUUUAGUAAAUU